AUCUCACAAGUGAUGAAUUAUUACAUAAUUUCAUCAGCCGGGUGCUCCAAUAAUCGGAGAUGGUCUUCGAAUAAUUUCCAAUUGUUGAAGUUAAAAUUAUUCGUCGCGAAAAUACGUCUAGGUAAAUUUAAAACUUGAAAUGCAUUUUUUUAUUUUGACCUUGCAAAUUAGAAUUUUUUGAUAAGCUGAUUGAUCUUGAAACUAUUUCCUAAAAUCAAUAUGAUUAAAAACGAGGCCAAGUAUGGUAAUGUGCGUUGUAAUUAUCCUGUUUUUCAACAUUACGUAAAAUCAAAAAGUAAACAUAAUUUAUAUUGGCGAUUAAAAAUACUUUAUUAACCUAAACAACAGACGAUUUCCAUUUCAUUGUGGUUUGAUUUGAAGAAAUGUCUGAGAAACGGGAAGAAACAUUAAUAAUUGUGGGGAUAAGUGGAGUAACAUGUGGGGGGAAAACAACAACUGCCCACAAAUUACGUAGUUUUUUACCUAACUGUAAAAUUAUUACCCAAGAUGAUUAUUAUUUCGAUAAUGAUAAUCCAAGACACAAAUGGAUUCAAGAAUUAAAUCAUGUUAACUAUGAUAUUCUCACAAGUUUAGAUAUGGAUAAGAUGCACAAAGAUGUUUUAAAUAUUUUAAAUAAUGAAAAGUUGGUUAGGAUAAAUCACAACUGUAAGAAAAUUGUAGAAGACAUCAACUUCCACGAUAUUUCUAACAGUUUAAGAACUGCUAAAUUAAAGGUCUUACUUAUUGAAGGUUUUAGCAUUUUUAACUAUGAGCCACUAGUGCCUUUAUUUGAUCUGAAAUAUUACUUCACUUUAACAAAAGAAGAGUGUUUAAAGAGACGAGAAGUACGAGUGUAUGAUCCUCCAGAUGUUCCUGGUUACUUUGAACUGUGUGCAUGGCCAGAACAUCUUUCACAAUUAAAAGAAGUUAGGACAAAAGUUGAUAAUGUUGAUUAUUUUUGUGGAACUAAUGAUUUAGAUGAGGUUGCCAAACAUAUAAUGAGGGAUAUUUUUACUUUGUAUAAUAGCAUGUAGUAAAAAGUAAAAUUAGUAUUUUUUUUUAAACACAGUUGUCAUUCUGGGGAAUUAGAGUUAAAUAUUUUGAUAUUAAUUGCCGCGUUUGAGAAUCCACAUCGGAUGCAUUUUUUACAUCUCGAGCGUUUUUUUAUCCACAUCGGACACAUCUGUCCCAUUACAUUUACGUA
Psylliodes chrysocephalus is the source of this 1204-nucleotide messenger RNA. The record is from the annotation of a GenBank genome assembly. Lineage: Eukaryota; Metazoa; Arthropoda; Insecta; Coleoptera; Chrysomelidae.